CGAGGAACUGGGCAUGCUCGGUGUCGCCGCAGCUUUGGGUCGCAAGUAGGAAGCCCGUGCACGACACCGGCGGCGCCGAGUGGAGCGCUGCCGCGGCGGCCUGGGCCGCAGGGCCGGCGUGGGAGCGCGAGACCGGGCGGCAGCGAGAGACCGCAGCCCGGGCUGUCAACCGCGCGGCGGGGUCCGAGCCGGAGCGGGAACGGACGGGACGCCCGCCGCGCGGCCCGAGGGCGCCCCCAGAGCGGAGCUGCGGCCGGGAGGAGGACGCGGCCAUGGGGCUGCUGUCCCAAGGCUCGCCGCUGAGCUGGGAAGAGACCCAGCGCCACGCCGACCACGUGCGGAGGCACGGCAUCCUCCAGUUCCUGCACAUCUACCACGCAGUCAAGGACCGGCACAAGGACGUGCUCAAGUGGGGUGACGAGGUGGAAUACAUGUUGGUGUCCUUUGAUCAUGAAAACAGAAAAGUCCAGUUGUUACUGAAUGGAGGAGAUGUUCUUGAAACUCUGCAGGAGAAGGGGGAGAGGACAAACCCCAACCAUCCAACCCUCUGGAGACCAGAGUAUGGGAGUUACAUGAUCGAAGGGACGCCUGGUCAGCCCUACGGAGGAACGAUGUCUGAGUUCAACACAGUGGAGGACAACAUGAGGAAGCGUCGGAAGGAGGCUACUUCUGUGUUAGGAGAACAUCAGGCUCUUUGCACCAUAACUUCAUUUCCCAGACUAGGCUGCCCUGGAUUCACAUUGCCAGAGCACAGACCCAACCCAGAGGAAGGAGGCGCAUCUAAGUCCCUCUUCUUUCCAGAUGAAGCCAUAAACAAGCACCCCCGCUUCGGUACAUUAACAAGAAAUAUCCGGCAUAGGAGAGGAGAAAAGGUUGUCAUCAAUGUGCCAAUAUUCAAGGACAAGAAUACACCAUCUCCAUUUGUAGAAACAUUUCCUGAAGAUGAGGAGGCAUCAAAGGCUUCUAAACCAGACCAUAUCUACAUGGAUGCCAUGGGAUUUGGGAUGGGCAACUGCUGUCUUCAGGUGACAUUCCAAGCCUGCAGCAUAUCCGAAGCAAGAUACCUUUAUGAUCAGCUGGCCACUAUCUGCCCAAUUGUUAUGGCUUUGAGUGCGGCAUCUCCAUUUUACCGAGGCUAUGUGUCAGACAUUGAUUGUCGCUGGGGAGUGAUUUCUGCAUCAGUAGAUGAUAGAACACGGGAGGAGAGAGGAUUGGAGCCUCUGAAGAACAAUCGCUUUAGAAUCAGUAAGUCUCGGUAUGACUCAAUAGAUAGCUACCUGUCUAAGUGUGGCGAGAAGUACAAUGACAUCGACCUGACCAUUGAUAAGGAGAUCUACGAGCAGCUCUUGGAGGAAGGCAUCGAUCAUCUUCUGGCACAGCAUGUUGCUCAUCUCUUUAUUAGAGACCCACUCACCCUUUUUGAAGAGAAAAUACACCUGGAUGAUGCCAACGAGUCUGACCAUUUUGAGAAUAUUCAGUCCACAAACUGGCAGACAAUGAGGUUUAAGCCUCCUCCUCCAAACUCAGAUAUUGGAUGGAGAGUAGAGUUCCGACCAAUGGAGGUGCAGUUAACAGACUUUGAGAACUCUGCCUAUGUGGUAUUUGUGGUACUGCUCACCAGGGUGAUCCUCUCGUACAAACUGGACUUCCUCAUCCCACUGUCCAAGGUUGACGAGAACAUGAAAGUGGCACAGGAGCGAGAUGCUGUCUUGCAGGGGAUGUUUUAUUUCAGGAAAGACAUUUGCAAAGGUGGCAACGCAGUGGUGGAUGGGUGUAGCAAGGCCCAGACCAGCUCCGAGCCAGCUGCAGAGGAGUACACUCUGAUGAGCAUAGACACCAUCAUCAAUGGGAAGGAAGGGGUGUUUCCUGGACUCAUCCCCAUUCUGAACUCCUAUCUUGAGAACAUGGAAGUCGAUGUGGACACCCGCUGCAGUAUUCUGAACUACCUAAAGCUAAUUAAGAAGAGAGCAUCUGGAGAACUAAUGACUGUUGCCAGGUGGAUGAGAGAGUUCAUUGCAAACCAUCCUGACUACAAGCAAGAUAGUGUAAUAACUGAUGAGAUCAACUAUAGCCUCAUUUUGAAAUGCAACCAAAUUGCAAAUGAAUUGUGUGAAUGUCCAGAGUUACUUGGAUCAGGAUUUAGAAAAGCGAAGUAUAGUGGAGGUAAAAGCGACCCUUCAGACUAGGCAUCCAGCAGAAAGAGGGUGCAUUGCUGUUGAGUGGAUGGCCUGACUCCUGGCCUGCUCCGAUGGUGUGAAGACCAAGAUGGCCGCAGUGUUUCUGCACCAGUUGCCUGCAAAUGACUAGAAGCUUCCUUCAGUAGGCAUAUCUGAGUUUGUACAUGUAUAUACUAAAGUAUUUUUAUGAUUAACAAUGUAUUUUAAUAACAUUGUAUCUAAAGUCAUAGUGAACUGGCUUGUACAUUUUGAAUUCUUACUCUGGAACAACUACUGUCUAAGCAGUUUUGUAAAUGUAAUUGUACAAUAAUACCUGCAUUCCAGAGUUUCAAAUGUUUACUGUAAAUCUUCUUUUAAUACUACCUGGGACCUGAUUCACUGAAAUUUACUUUAAAAAAAAAAAAAACUUUCUCAUACCUGUUUCUUGAGUGGCCUCUUUUGCUAUGUACGUAGUCACUGGACUGCACUGCUCCCCCCUGAGGCCGAAGCACCUGACCUGGGAUAUUUCCUUUCCAAAGCAGCCCCACUCUCUCGCCACUGAGCUCUGCUAGCUCUUAGAAAAGAAACUACUUUCAGAUUUGCCUAGUAUACAGACUCAGAAUAUUUAGUUUCAUCUGAAAAGGAGAAUCAUUUCCUUCAAUGUACACCACCAGCUCUGUCGGAUGGGUCCGCCCUUCCUUUACCACCUGCUGUCUGACCACUCUGCUAAUGAGUGAUCAGUUCAGUGCAGUGGCCAAGCUUUCCUGCCCUUUCACUAGUUUGUGGUAGCCGAUUGGCAGGCUGUCUUCUAACAGCCAUUCAUUUCAUUCCAGAUUUUCCCUGGGGAGUAUUCUACACCCCGCUUGCUUUCUCUGUAAAACUCACAAAUCAAUCAUGAAAUGCACUAAGUUUUGUGAAUCAGGACCCUAAAUGUUUAAUUGUAAAUAAUUUGUUUCAUAGAUUGCUUUUAGCUUUGUGUUAUCUUUUUAAUUGUUAACUAAAUUUAACUACUUCUAAAAUAACUGUACUGUAGAUUAAGCCAAGCUUUACAGAUAUAAAUAUUUACACUGUAAUGCUAAUUUUGAGAGAUUGCAAUAAAGCCGCUUCAGCUUAAAGCUUUAAAUAUUAGAAUUGGCUCUAAAUCUCAUUUACUUUUAAAGAAAUUAUUUUUUCUACAGUUCUCUUAUGUAAAUUAGGUUGUAAAAAGGGUAAAAUGUUCGUGGUGUGAGAAAAUAAAAGAAUGGGAUUCAUACUCAAA
Mastomys coucha (southern multimammate mouse) is the source of this 3414-nucleotide messenger RNA. RefSeq names its product glutamate-cysteine ligase catalytic subunit (gene Gclc). Gene Ontology annotation, molecular function: glutamate-cysteine ligase activity. The record is from RefSeq and is a predicted model, not a curated record. Gene Ontology annotation, biological process: glutathione biosynthetic process. The transcript is spliced from 16 exons. Bases 273 to 2186 code for a protein of 637 amino acids. Gene Ontology annotation, cellular component: glutamate-cysteine ligase complex. NCBI's taxonomy places the organism in Eukaryota, Metazoa, Chordata, Mammalia, Rodentia, Muridae.